Molecule: messenger RNA, 1098 nt
Organism: Pieris macdunnoughi
Lineage: Eukaryota; Metazoa; Arthropoda; Insecta; Lepidoptera; Pieridae
Source: the annotation of a GenBank genome assembly
AUGCCAAAAAUACACAAUUUUGGUGCCGGCCCGGCAAAAUUGCCUGAGGAAGUGUAUGAAAUUAUAAGGGACGAGUUAACGAACUUUAAAGGAACUGGAAUUAGUUUAAUGGAAACAAGCCACAGGACACCUACUUAUUUGAAGUUUAACACCGAAGUUCAGGAUAUUGUAAGAAGACUUCUAAAUGUACCAGCCAACUACAAGAUAUUAUUGUUGGCGGGAGGUGGACAAGGCCAGUUCGCGGCUGUUCCUCUCAACUUGAUAUCGAGAACUGGGACGGCUGAUUACGUGGUCACAGGUGCCUGGUCAGCGUUAGCAGCCAAAGAAGCGAAGAAAUAUGGCAAAGUCAAUAUGGUUGUGCCAGCUACAGACAAAUAUACAGGGAUCCCUGACCAGUCUACAUGGAACCUUGAUCCCAAUGCAUCAUAUGUCCAUAUUUGUGGAAACGAAACUAUCCAUGGUGUUGAAUUCGAUUUUAUCCCUGAUACAAAGGGAGUACCUCUAGUGGCUGACAUGUCGUCAAACUUUAUGUCAAAGAAAUUGGAUGUUUCUAAGUUUGGAGUAAUAUAUGGCGGUGCCCAAAAGAACAUUGGUACAUCUGGUGUAGCCCUGGUCAUCGUCAGAGAGGACCUUCUGAACCAGGCUCUGCCCAUUUGUCCAAUUAUUUUGGACUGGACUGCCAAUGCAAAGGCCGAUUCUAUCCUUAACACACCACCUAUGUUCGCUAUAUACGUAAUGGGAAAAUGUUUAGAAUGGAUCGAAAGGAAGGGAGGUCUUGAUAAAAUGGCUGAAUUGGCAAACAUCAAGGCGUCACUAAUUUAUGACCUGAUCGAGCAGUCGAAUGGCUUCUACUAUGCCCCAGUUGCCAAAGACGCUAGGAGUAAAAUGAACAUUCCGUUUAGAGUUGGCUCAGCUGGUGGGGACGAAGCUUUGGAGAAAGAGUUCUUGAAGGGUGCAGAGGCGUUGGGACUUAUACAAUUGAAGGGACAUAGGAGCGUGGGCGGCAUUCGGGCUUCGAUAUACAACGCCGUGACUGUGGAUGAGGUGGAAGAUCUGGUCAAAUACAUGAAGGAGUUUUACGAGAAGCAUGCCAAGUAA